This is a messenger RNA of Dujonia railenensis, 273 nucleotides long. Lineage: Eukaryota; Fungi; Ascomycota; Pichiomycetes; Serinales; Debaryomycetaceae. The record is from the annotation of a GenBank genome assembly.
AUGUCCUCGAUCUCCCAAGCCGCUUUACAAAACCUUGAUGAACCUUCAAGAAAGGAAAUAAUGCAAUUCAUCGAAUCUGAGAAUUCGAAGUCCAAGGUUCAGAUGUCAAUUCACUCGUUCACUGAUAUGUGCUUCAAGAAAUGUAAUGCUCACAAGCCUAUCACUAGUGGGACUUUAGAUUUUGCAGAAGAACAAUGUUUGACAAAUUGUUUAAACAGAUUUUUGGAUACCAACAUUAAGGUUGUACAGGCUUUACAAGGUGCUCAAAAAUAA